Messenger RNA from Babesia bigemina, 1395 nucleotides. RefSeq lists its product as hypothetical. The coding region runs from base 1 to 1395 and encodes 464 amino acids. The transcript has a single exon. Lineage: Eukaryota; Apicomplexa; Aconoidasida; Piroplasmida; Babesiidae. The record is from RefSeq and is a predicted model, not a curated record.
AUGGUAAUGCUUCUUCGGGACCUUUCGCCGGUUAUCCAGUUAAGCAUCGGCCGAGUGCACUACCUAUUCCCUCUGCCCGACAUAAAUUACCUUCUAUUAUCGGCAGCGCAGCCGCCGAUACUACACAACAUGUGGAUGACCGUAAGACGGAAAAUAACUUCCAAAACGCAACGCAACAAAUUAUUACAAAAAAAAAGUUCCGACGAUCGGAAGAUAAGUGAAGCGAUACAUGGUGCACGUGAUCGUAUUGAAAAAUACGAAAGAGAAGCAGAGAAUAGAUUCAAGUCGGAGUUAAGAACAAAAGAAAUCAUUGAACGUAUCCGAAAAAGGAAUGAAAAGCAAAUGCAGGCCGCCAAUGAGCUUGACAAAAAUUUAGAGAAAACUACAGAAGAUAUAUGGAAAACUCAACUGCAGCAAAACGUGGAACAUAUAGAAAACGAUGUAAAAAAUGAAGAUGCCAAAAAAAGAUUACAGCAAAAACGUUCGGAGCAAAAAAAGAAAUUAGAGCAGCAAAACAUUAGUGUAGACCCCCCAACAUCUACAGUCGCCGCCAUUCCAAGUCAGCCCGGCAGUCCUGCUCCCGGCCUUACCCCUCAGCCUACCGGUGGCCGUAAUGCUCAUGGGCGUGAUUACUAUGAACUAAGGGGAAGGGAUAGAGGGCAGGGGGAUUAUAUUAUUCUGGGAGGCAAAGCCAUAGAGGAUCAGUCCUACGAACAACAUGAGAAAGAACGAAAACAAAAGGCGGCCGAGGAACGAAAAAAAUUGUGGGAUUUGGAAACGAAGCGAGAGGAAGAUAGGUUAAGGGAAGCUAUGCAAAGGGGAUUAUUAGAUGACGUUAUGGAGGAAGUGUUUGAUAACGAUGAGAUGAUUGUCGAUGUUAAGGGUGUAGUGGAUAUCGACGUUGAGGGGACCGAUGUGUCUGGUGGUGGGUACACCGCUCUGUUUACUAUUGAGCAGCGACCACUGGUCAAUGCUGAAGAUGAAAGUCACAGUAUCGAUAGCCAAGUAGUUGGUGUUGACGAGAGUCAACUGGUUUUUCCAGUUGACGGAGAGGAAGUGAAAGAAAAAAUAGGAGAUGAAGAGGGCGGGCUGGACGAUGAUAAAGCUGUAGUUAUUGAUGGCACAAUGGUGUCUGAUGCUGAUCAUGCAAUAUUCCGUCACUAUGGGGAAAUAGUUGUGGAUAUUGGAGGAAACGAAGUGACGGAGAAGUGUGACAAGCAGAAAGACGAAGAACGUCGAAUGCAGCUGCUGUACCAAAACCAUCAUAAUCACGCAAAAUCGUUGGAUGGACAGCCAGUUCCGGAUCCCACCGAUUUAAUUUUGAGGCAACAGGAGGUCACAAACAUGCGCAGAGCGUACAAGGAAGAAGAAAAAAGGCAGAGAAUGAAGGAUUAG